UUGUUGGAUGCCGUGGAGUCGUUAGGGGAUUGGGAUAUGUGUUAUAGGAAUUUGUGAUAAAUCAGAAGAUAUUUGAGUAGUUAAAAGCUGCGCUUGCAGCAAGGUUUUUAAUCUUCGUCGAACGAAAUUUCGACUGCUUUCGGUCCCCUGUCUAUUGAAGAGACUCGUGCAAAAUGGCGUCAACUGUGGUUAAACUAAAGAAUUUCGCAACAGGCUAUAAAAUCGCAUUUGGACCAUCUUCAAGUUGUAGGACGCUGACUACUUCCCAUAGGUUAUCAAAUGAAGUAAAAGAUAAUUGGUUCUCAAAGGUUUUUGUUCGGAAAAUUGAACCAACCAAGGAGUCCCACUCUCGCCUUCUUUCUGAUAAAGAUGUCAUCUAUGAACUCCAAACCCAUAAUAUCAGACCUGACAUGAGGGACAAAUAUCUUUCAAAUUAUGAAAAGCAUUGUCAACUUAUGGCUUCAUCUGACAUCAACGCUGAAUUGGUUGGAAGCUGGUCUGUCAUUGUUGGUGACCAAGAUCAAGCAUUUCACGUGUGGCGUUAUAUUGGUGGUUAUGCAGAAAUCGAUAAGGCAUGUGUCACCCUUGCCAAGAGCAAUGAACAUCGUCGUUUGUGGAAUGAGCAGGGUCAGUGCAUUCGUGCUCGACACAACCAAUACGUUCUUACAUUUAGCUUUUGGCCCCAGAUUGAGAGCCGAAAAGGCCCCAACGUCUAUGAAGUACGGAAUUAUGUUCUAAAGCCAGGAACCAUGAUAGAAUGGGGCAACAAUUGGGCAAGGGCCAUCAGUUUCAGGCGUGAAAAUGAAGAGGCAUUCGCUGGAUUUUUCUCUCAGAUUGGAAGAUUGUACAAUGUUCAUCACGUUUGGGCCUACUCAGACCUUCAGUCACGUAAGGAAACUCGGGAAGCCGCUUGGAGAAAACCUGGUUGGGAUGAAUGCGUCGCGUAUACAGUCCCAUUGAUUCAACAAAUGCACACUAAAAUAAUGGUACCCCUUCCAUUCUCCCCUACUCAGUAAAUAAUCAAGAGCAAAAUUUGCCGUUUUGGCGUCUUGUAGCUGAUGAUAGGUACAUGGAAGAUCAACAGAAUCCUAUACAAACACUUAACGUCUCGCUCUCCCUCUUCUCAUUUUGAUCGACAGAAGAGGGAGUGCGCGACUAUUGCAAUUUAAUUUUUUAAGGUUUCGUCAAUGGUAAUCGAGGGAUUCUGAAAAAAAAAGGAAGUUUGUAGUUUAUCGGCAUUAUAAUGUACAAAGUGCUCCGUGUGGUUUGAAGCAUUUAAAUUGAUUGAAUAAAAUAGAACAGAAAGAAA
Daphnia carinata is the source of this 1309-nucleotide messenger RNA. It is a transcript of the gene Nipsnap, whose product is annotated as protein NipSnap-like. NCBI's taxonomy places the organism in Eukaryota, Metazoa, Arthropoda, Branchiopoda, Diplostraca, Daphniidae. The record is from RefSeq and is a predicted model, not a curated record. Gene Ontology annotation, cellular component: mitochondrion. Bases 174 to 1016 code for a protein of 280 amino acids. The transcript has 6 exons.